This is a messenger RNA of Botrytis cinerea B05.10, 625 nucleotides long. RefSeq lists its product as hypothetical. NCBI's taxonomy places the organism in Eukaryota, Fungi, Ascomycota, Leotiomycetes, Helotiales, Sclerotiniaceae. The record is from RefSeq and is a predicted model, not a curated record. The transcript has a single exon. Bases 68 to 478 code for a protein of 136 amino acids.
GGUCAAUUACAUGAAUCAAUAAAUCAUUAAAUUGACCCAAUUUUUGAAUCGCGGCCAAAAGAUUAGGAUGCUCAAUGAUCCUCAUGAACCUAGAUAUGUACCUAGAUUGAUGAACCUAGACCAUUCAGCCCAAGAUAUUCAGCUCCUUGAAACAUACAUUUAUCUAAUUCCCAAUGAAGCUUCAAGACCGAAAUUUGUUUAUAUUCAUACGAAAGCACUUUUAUGUCAAUUAAUAUAUUUUUCGAUUUAUUUGCUCGAAAAGGAUCCCUACCUAAAAAGAUUAAAUCAAGAUUGGAACCGUCAACACAUCUCAUUCUCGUCAAGCAAAAUCCCGUAUCCCUUGCGCCGGGAUGAUCAUGAUCUAACGGCACUACACAUGUUAGAUGCUAAUACAGAAAGAAAAACAUGGUCAACACGGGCCGUAGUAGUGGGAAAAGCGUGGGAAAAGUGUGGGCAAAGAGUGAUUAUCGUUCAUUGACAGGAGCAUUGAAGUCCCACAGAGGGUGGUAGAGAAUCGAGACGGGCUUCAGACGGCACGGGUAACAUUCUAGAAUGUCUCCAAAAUCAUAAAAUGAUAGCUUAAGGCCUUUAAAAUGAAAUUAGAAAGUAACUUACCGAUGGAACA